CGGAAGUCCAUCUAGUUUUAUUUCACAGAAGGUUGUUUGGUGAUUGUUCUUGGUGGAUUGCCUUUUUGGAAAACUGUUGUCUAACAAUACAAGCAGAAAGCCAACUUAACUUUAAGGACAGUUUCUGCUAUCCUGCCCUCCACUUACUUCACCAACUUUCAUAGAAUUGAUCACUGUUACCAUGACCGCCAAACCCACCCAAACUCAAUAUGAAGAGGCCUACAUCUCCCUGAUGAAAGACUUUAAAGAGCUGGAUCUCUGUGGUCCCUGUGUUCCCAGCGAUCUUGUCCUGAUUGGAGACCAUGCCUUUCCUUUAGCAAUGAACAGCCGAGGCCAGGCGCUGAUGGCGGCCUCUCUGUACGGCCGUGGAAGGAUUGUGGUCUUGGGUCAUGAGGGCUACCUGACCACCUUUCCUGCUCUGGUAGAGAACGCUCUGACCUGGCUGAGAGGAGAUGCAUCCGAAAACCUGUUUGUGGGGGUCCACAACAACGUAAAGGGAGUGGCUGAUAAUCUCAGCACAUCCAGCUUCCAAGCCAAAGUUGUGGGGGCCUUUAGUGACGAUCUGAAAGUUGGUGUGUAUGUGACGGAUGCCUACAGCGUGGGUGCGGAUGCGAAGAACCUGGUGGCAUUUCUGAAAGCCGGAGGAGGAGUGCUGAUAGCUGGGCAGGCAUGGAGCUGGGCUGCAGAUCAUCCUAAGGAGAACACGCUGCUUCAGUUCAUAGGGAAUAAGGUGUCUGGUGUGGCAGGGAUCUACUUCUCUCAGCAUCUAGGUGAGGUAGAGUGCCUGCCUGUGUACCCUCAGAUCCCAUCCUCCUGGAUGGCUGUAGCUAAUGGUAAGGAUUUUGAGGACGACUUGGAGUUCUUACUCCAGGAGGUGUCGGAGUUUGACAUCCGAGGUGGAGCAGUGCCUUCUGAGGUUCUGGUUCAUGGCCCAUUAGCCUUUCCCAUCGGGACAACAGACGAUGGACGAGCAUUCCUGGCAGGAGCUUAUUAUGGGCAGGGACGGGUCAUUGUUGUGACACAUGAAGGAUAUAUGGGACGAGAGACGCUGGCUCCUUUUUGGAAAAAUGCCAUUCAUUGGUUGGAUGAAGGCCGACAAGGGAUUGUAGGUGUUGUGCAAGAUAAUGCCCUCAAUGUUCUCAGCAAAUCCGGGUUAAAGUGUGAGAAGUCCAACUUCAGGAAAGACCUGAGUGUAUUUGCAUGUACAGCAUACAGUGACCAACAUGUAGAGGAAAUCCAAGACUUUGUGGCAGAGGGGGGAGGCUUGUUGAUUGGUGGGCAUGCCUGGCACUGGGCUCAGACACACCGUGGGCAAAAUCCAUUGACAGAUUUCCCAGGGAACAAGAUCCUGAACAAAAUGGGCUUGAGUCUGUUGGGGGCAACAAUUGGAGCAGGGUGCUACAAGGCCCCUGUGCCCAGUCAGGCCAUCAAAGACACCUACCACUUCCGCCACCUUCUACACCGCUUUGCUGGUCAUGUAACCAAGGGGCAGCAGCUUACCCAGCAUGAGGAGAAAUGCCUUAAAAAACUGGGCAGUGACUGUGCCAACUACUUGCGCAUGCAGGCUCAUGACUGCUCCUCCUAUACGCAGGUGGUGUCCACACUCACUGACAUCUUAAAGAGUUCAGACAUGCCUCAAGUAUGUGACAGCUGCCCUGUGAAGAGUUCUAAAGACCACCUACUCCUCAGCGUGGGGGCAGAGGUAUAUAAGGUUUGCCCAGAUCCUGAUGCCCUCCUGCCCUACCUCAUCAAGCAUAAUCCCUUGAUGCCAGUGGUCUAUAACCACAAGGUCAAGAUGAAUGCCAACACAGCAGGAGGAGAGGAGUGGAUCAGUACAGGUCUCUACCUCUCUCCUGGUAUGAAGACCUACAUAGCCAUACCAGCAGAGAUUGUCAACAAGGGAUGGAAGAUCCAGAUAGGUUGUCAAACAGACCAUCUCAACGCUGCAGAGUUGAAGAGAGCGCCCUGCGUUCAUGAGCGCUUUCCUGUUACCACGGAGAUGACGCAGGUGUGGAACCUGUGGGGGGGACUCAUCUACCUGGUAGCCCCACCCAAAACCCAGGCUAAGGGGGUAGAGGUCACAGUGCAGAUGGCUGUACCUGCUCCAUAUUAUAAAUCUGGCGUGACAACACCAGCUGAUUGGGCCUUGCUGCGCACAGCUCCCUCACCCUGGGCAGAGUUGGAGUUUGAGAACAUCAUCCUCACUGUACCAUCAGAUGCCGUUCGGAACCUGGAUCGCCCCGAUGAGUUAGCAGCACACUGGGAUAACAUCAUGAGGGGGAUCGCUGACCUGGCUGUCAUACCACACAAACUUAAUCGUAAAGAACGCUUUGUAGCAGAUGUGCAGAUUUCCCAUGGUUGGAUGCAUGCAGGUUAUCCCAUCAUGACACACAAGUCUACAGCAACUGAUCUGGUCAGCAUUGACCAUGCUAGGACUAAAGGCCUGUGGGGCCCCAUCCAUGAACUUGGGCACAACCAACAGAGAGGCUGCUGGGAGUUCCCAUCUCACACCACGGAGUGUACAUGCAACCUCUGGUCAGUGUAUGUGCAUGAAGAGGUGCUGGGGAUCAACAGGACAAAGGCUCAUCCAGCUAUGACUUCAGAAAAGCGAAACAGCAGAGCAAAGGAGUAUGUUAAGGGUGGCAAGAAACUCGGCAGCUGGCAAAUGUGGGUUGCCCUGGAGACAUAUAUGCAGCUCCAGGAAAGGUUUGGUUGGGAUGCCUUUAAGAAGGUGUUUGCUGCCUACCACAAGAUGAGCAACUUUCCCAAAGACAACAAAGGAAAGAUGAACCUGUAUGCUGAGACUUUCUCUCAGACUGUGGGGAUGAACCUGUCUGGAUUCUUUAAGUCCUGGAGCUGGCCCAUAGAAACAGCCACUGAGGAGAAACUCUCCAACCUGCCUGCCUGGAGUGACCACCCCAUGAUCCAGUAUGACUGAAGUGUAGACUGCUGCUGAUUCAUGUGCUGGGAGAUGUGUAUAUUGAUUUAGUGUUAUAGUGUUAUUAUAUUUUUCCGGGGUUUUUUUUGAUCACAGACUAGAUUAUUAUAAUAUUAUAUGGUUAAAAAGAAGUCUGACUCAAAUUAAUACUACUUAUUGCAUGGCACUAAAUAGAUCUUUAUUGGAUUUCAGAAUACAGCAGCACUUUUAUCACAUAUUGCCAUUAGUUACAAGCCUUGUUCAGUUAAUCAUUGACUGGGCAAUUAGUAUAAUAUUGUGGCUGAUGUCAUGCUGUGUGUUUGCAUAUAGCAGAGAUGGAAUAAGUGC
This is a messenger RNA of Scomber scombrus (Atlantic mackerel), 3265 nucleotides long. RefSeq names its product TRPM8 channel-associated factor homolog. The transcript has 13 exons. Bases 182 to 2938 code for a protein of 918 amino acids. Lineage: Eukaryota; Metazoa; Chordata; Actinopteri; Scombriformes; Scombridae. The record is from RefSeq and is a predicted model, not a curated record.